AUGAAGCUCAACAAAAACAAUAUAUAAAAAUUAUUUAAGAAAGAUGAAGAUGACACCAUCAAUUUUAAAAAUUCUCAAUUGAUUUCAAUUAAUAACCUUGGUUAGUUUAUUGAUUUAUCAUAGAUAACUUCACUAAAUCUAGAUAGUAACCAUCUCAAAGAAAUUGAAGAAGUAUUUAGCUAAAUGGUGAACUUGAAAUAUCUUUCAAUGGAGAUGAAUCACUUAAGAUAUCUUGCAUACUUUGAUAAUUUGCAAUCUCUUUAAUAAUUAAAUCUAUCAAUGAAUAGAAUAGUAAGAGUAGAUCAACUUAAUUCAUGCAAAAAUUUGAGACUUAUUAAUUUAAGUAUGAAUUAUAUCGAAGAAGUAGAAGAUUUGUAAUUACCUUACCUUGAAUAAUUGUAUCUUUAAGGAAAUAAAUUGACUAGACUCCCUUCCUUUUAAUAUUUGCCAAGGCUAAGAUAUCUAAAUAUUUCCAAAAAUGAAUUGAGCGAUAUCAAUCCAAUAUUAUCAUAAAAGGCUCUCAAUUACUUAGAAAAGCUAAUAUGCUCUUAUAAUAGAAUUCCUAGUUAGUAUUUGGAGGAUUUUUGCUUUAUUCUAAGUAGUUUACCUAAUUUACUGGAAUUAGAUGCAUCUGGAAACGAAGUCACUAUUAAUUCUCUUUACAGAUCAUCUGUAUUAACAGCAAAAAAGUUAAAAAUGCUUGACGGAUUAGAAAUAAAUGAUAACACUAUUGAAUAAAUACAAAAUUUAAAAUAAACAGAAAACUUCGAAAGGGCAAUACAAGACACAAAUAAAAAUUAUAUUGAGAGAUUGUAAAAAGAAAAUGAAGCAAAGUUAAGAGCCAAAAAACUUUUGCUUGAUUAAAUUGAUAGAAUAGAUGACAUGUUUGAAAACUUUUAAAGAAAAACAGAAAUGGAGUAGAAAUAGUUUUUAGAAUAUAUUGCUAUUAUGGAAAAGAGGUACAGAAGUGGAGAUAAAAUAUAGUUAGACUAAGAUACUGUAAAACUUUGGAGUCAAAGAAUUUAGCAACACGAAGCAGAACUCAGGCAAAAAAUAGAUUAUCAGAAAUAAGUAUAAUAACAUCAAAGAGAUGUCUUUCUUUAAAAAGAGGUCAAUGGUCUAACUCUCAGAGAAAAACUAUAUGAUAUUGCUUUAAACGAUCCAGAUUUGUGGAGAGAUUUGAAAUCUAAAGAAUUAUAGUAAGUUUACAAAGAAGAAAAGAGAAAUGAAUAAAGAGAAUAUGAAGAACUCUAAAAAAGAAUAAGAGAUUAAAGUUCUGUUAAUUAUGGAUAGCUAGAGGACGACAUCAGAAAAAAUAUAGCAUAAAAAAUUUAGAGCAAAUUACAAAUGAUUGAAGAUUACUCAAAGGAUGACAUUAACCAAUAAGACAAUGAAAGAUAAUAAUUAAAUAAUUUAUCCUAAAAUCAGUCGAUGAAUUUUGACUAAAAAAGCUAUUUAAGUGGAAAUAAUAAAUCAAGUUUUUUAGGAAGCAAUAGAAAUAUUUCUCUUUCAAAAAAAUGA
Tetrahymena thermophila SB210 is the source of this 1521-nucleotide messenger RNA. RefSeq lists its product as hypothetical. The transcript is spliced from 5 exons. Lineage: Eukaryota; Ciliophora; Oligohymenophorea; Hymenostomatida; Tetrahymenidae. The record is from RefSeq and is a predicted model, not a curated record. Gene Ontology annotation, molecular function: protein binding.